UUUAGUAUUUGCACUGAAAACUAUUAGUGAAGGCACUGCAUCUCCAAGAUAUUAGUUUCGCAAGUCCGAAACUACCCAUACAAACUGAUAUGGGUUUCCCGGUUGAUGUGCCAACGCGACAAGAAGAUCUCUCAAGGAGAAAGACAUUGAAGGCCAAGUCUGGUCUUAAUGUAGCUCAAGGAUAUUUUGCACCGCCACUAUAUGAAUGCAAUUUAAGAGAGGUUACGAUAAUUGGAUUUUCUGAGUUAACAUCAUUGUUUACCCUAUCCACUGCCUCAUCCAUGAAAUUGUUGAAAGAGUUGGUAGUCGGGGAGUGUGAUGCACUGGAGCAGAUAGUAAAUGAAGAGGGGCAUUGUGGUCAUGAUAAUACGACUAUGACUAUCAGCUCUCUGUUUCCCAACCUACAUCGUGUUCGUGUCCAUCUAUGUGGUCACUUGAAAUCCCUAUUCUCUAUCUCCACAUCUUAUAAGCUUCCAAAACUACAGGUUUUGGAUGUACAAGAUUGCCCUCAGAUUGGGCAAUUGUUUGAAUGCCAGCAACAAGCUGAUGCAUCCCAAUCAGAGUCGACCAUGAAGAAUGUGCUUCCAAAACUGAUUGUAAUAAGACUCAAAAAUCUUCCAAUACUUCAUACUAUCUAUCACGGUUUUGAUUUCCAAACCCUGAAAGUCCGUAUUGUGAAGCAAUGUCCCAAUAUCGUCUCUUCAAUUCCAUCUUUUGCCUGCUUCGAUGAAUCAUUUGGUCUUCGUAGAUUAUUACGUCGUGAUUGGUUGUACUUGGAUGACUACCACUAUGCACGUCGUAUUAUUUACCGUUGGGCUUUCGAGGAAUCUGUUUUGAAUGCCUUCAGCACAAUACCGAUACGGAAUAAAAGUUCUCCAAAUCCAGCAAAUAGCAAACAGGCAUCCCGGGGGAUUGUUCUUGAGAAAGACUCAGCAAUAUACAAGAAAAACAGUAGUUCGCCAAAGUUGACGGAGAUUGAAGAAGGAGGAUCAAAAGAAGUUGUUGAAAAUGACUCAAGAAAUUUGGGAAAUAGUGAAGAAUCUUCAAAGGAGAUUGCUGAAAAAGACUCCACCACGCACAAGAGGAGCAGUAAUUUGCCAAACAUGGCAGGGGAUGAAAAAGCAUCAACAAAUGAAAUUGAUGAAGGACAACUUUCUAGUUCACUUACGGGGGCACCUCCAUCAUCUAAUUUAGAUGUCAUUUCUGAGGAAACAAUAGAGCUAACUGCUCAAGAAGGUUCAAAAUUAGAUGGAGCUAUCAAUGAGGAGGCUUCGAUUGAACAAAAUAGUCAUACAAUGAUGGCUAAAAAUGCUAAAGCAACUGUGGGAGAAGGUCUUUCAUCUGAGACACAUGACAAAAACAAGGAGAAAGUAGAGGCAAGUGUUCAUGGAAGUCCAAAAUCAAAGCAAGCUGUAAUAUCAAAUGAAGUCAAGGAUUCAGAACUCAGAAUCAUGCCAGCACCAUUUGCUAGUCCUUUACAAGAAUAUGCACAAAUUAUGGAAACACUAAAGAAGGCAAGUGUUCUAAAAGGUAAAAAAUCAGACGAGGCUGUGUUGGCAGAUGAACUGAUGGAUUCAAAACUAAGCAGCAUAUCCUCACCCUUUUCUAGUCCUUUACAAAGUGAAUCUCCACAAGAGUUAUGUGGAAAGGAAUCAAAGGCUGGUCAACAAGAACCUGGAGAAAGUAGAAGCUCCAAUGAUGCUCCUCAAAGAGUUGAAGAACCUAUCAAUCAAUGUUCUUCCAAAGAAACAUCAACUUCUUCUCCCAUGAAACCUCAAAUAGCAACUUCAGCUAUUCAAGUGGACUUAGUGGGCUCAAAAUCAGAUCUAUUCCACAUUUCUGCUAUUAUUGAAUCUGCACAAGGGAAAAUCAUGAAUCAACCAGAGACCUCCACUGAGGAAGAAAUCAUGUUGGACCAAGGCAGCUCUCAGCAAUUUGCAGAAGAUGAUCUGAUGAGAUUAUUCCAAAUAAUGGAGGAAGGUCACAUGCGUCAUGUGUCUAAAAUUUCUGUCCCUGAAGAGGCUGGUGAGGCGACUAAAGCUCUCUUUGACUUGGAAGCCACGUUGAAGAUGAGUCUUAAUGAAAUUGCUAGCUCUGAAGAAAGCAGACUUCGCCUUCAGAAUGCUCUCAGCAUCUUGUCCUCCCAUUGUUCUGAAGACGGACCUCCCUCUCAUGGCCUUCAAGCUACAAUUCACUCUCUGCAACAAGAAAUCCAAACUGUUCUAUCUUCCUUCAACCAAGGCCAUGCUACCAUUGUCACAUUCAACAAGCUUGAACAAAAAGAGAAACUUAUCAAUGAAGAAAGAUCACAAAGAAAGGAAGUAGCCAUUGCUCUUCUAUCUGAAAUUCACAGUACUGAGAGUUUUCUUGCCGAGGCUCAUCUAAAGGAAGAAGAACUAAAGGAGAAAAUCUCUAAAUUGCAAGAUGAAUUGUAUAGCAAAUUAAAGGAAAUAGAAGAGUGUGAGAUCAACCUAUCAUCUCUUAAAGAACAAAAGAAAAAGAGUGUUUCUAACACAAUAGGGUUCAUAAAGGAGUUUGAGGAAGUGAAGAAAGAGAGGUCUCACAUGGUAGAAGACCAUAUGAAAGCAAAGCAGGAACUUCAAAAUAUACAUGUUAAGUGGUCUUCCUGCUUAUCCAACUUGAAGAAAAACGCACUCCUGCUAGGAGUUCAUCUUCAGCAAAAAGUUUGACUGUUGGAGAUUGCUGUUUAAAUUUCCUAAAAACAACAUUCCUUGAAAAAAAUCUAGAGUGUAGUCAUGUUUAUUGGUUGGGUUGUUAUUAGUUCUUACAUUUGUGAGUGAUUUUUACUGUGUUGCUAGUGGGUAGUGCUUGAGUGUUAUGAUGAAAAAAAGAGUCGGAAAAAAGUAAGCAGGGUGUGUGGUUAAUAAUGGUUGAAGACUCAUUGUUGUAAUAUUGAUUUCAUGAUAGUGAAUUUUAUCUGGACUGGGUCCCGUGGUUUUUAUCUCUCACAUGGAGGGAGUUUUCCACGUUAAAAAAUUGUUUUCUCCUACUUUCAUUAUUUGAUGCCUUUUUUAUUUAAGAUUUAAAUUAUUUUA
Molecule: messenger RNA, 3056 nt
Organism: Prosopis cineraria
Lineage: Eukaryota; Viridiplantae; Streptophyta; Magnoliopsida; Fabales; Fabaceae
Product: filament-like plant protein 1
Exons: 14
Coding region: 90-2690 (866 amino acids)
Source: RefSeq, a predicted model, not a curated record